CUGCGAGUCUAAACCAAUAGAAGGCAGGAUCUGUCUGAAGUCGUCCAAUCAGAGCGGAGCCUUGGCCGCAGUUCGCCUACAACGACGGUCGGACGUGUAACUCAUUUAGAGUUGAACAAAUACCAGGCGAAAAAUAAAAGGCAGGGGUGUGUAUAUGUGUGUGAGAGAAGGGGCAGGCUGCAUUGGGAGCAGCUAUGGGUGAGAUCGAGGGCACCUACCGCUCAUUGCAGACCCCUGCAGGGACACGGCUCGGAGCUCAGUACAACACCGGCAUCAGCACCCUGGAGCCCGGGCAGAGCCUCAGUUCAGCUAUGGGAGCAGGAGGGAAAGGCCACAGCAGGGGCCUGCAGAUCCGUGUCCAGGGCCUGGAUGAUGCUCAGGAGUUCUAUGACCUUGAGUCAAAAGCGGAUGGGCAAACUCUUCACAGUGAAGUGUUCAGACGGAUCAAUCUCAUUGAGAGCGAUUACUUUGGUCUGGAGUUUCAGAACCUGCAGAUGAACUGGGUUUGGCUGGAGCCCACCAAGCUCAUAGUGAAACAAGUGAGACGGCCGAUGAACACACUCUUUCGGCUGUCAGUGAAGUUCUUUCCUCCAGAUCCUGGUCAGCUUCAGGAGGAGUUUACUAGGUACUUGUUUUCUCUGCAAAUCAAGAGGGAUCUAAUAGAAGGUCGACUGAAUUGUACGGAAAACACUGCUGCCUUGCUGGCAUCUCAUUUGGUGCAAUCUGAGAUCGGUGACUUCGAUGACAUAGCAGACAGAGAGUUUCUGAAGAUUAAUAAAUUGCUGCCACAUCAGGAACGUGUGCAAGAAAAGAUCAUGGAGAUCCACCGCAGACACAUUGGGCAGACGCCAGCAGAAACAGAUUUCCAGGUUCUGGAGAUCGCUCGUAAACUGGAGAUGUAUGGGGUUCGCUUUCAUCCCGCCGCUGACCGAGAAGGCACCAAGAUCAACCUGGCUGUAUUUAUCUUUUCUUUUUUUUUUUUUCAGGGCCACACCAAAAUUAACACCUUCAACUGGUCUAAAAUUCGGAAGCUGAGCUUCAAGAGGAAACGAUUUUUAAUUAAAUUGCACCCAGAAGUUCAUGGUCCUCAUCAGGAUACGCUGGAAUUUCUAAUGGGUAGUCGAGAUCAGUGUAAGAUCUUCUGGAAGAACUGUGUGGAGCAUCACUCGUUUUUCCGUCUGUUAGAUCAGCCUCAGCCCAAAACCAAAGCCGUCUUCUUCAGCAGAGGAUCGUCCUUCAGAUACAGUGGGAGGACGCAGAAGCAGCUUGUUGAUUACGUGAGGGACAGCGGGUUGAGAAGAACUCCUUACCAGAGGAGGAACAGUAAGAUUCGCAUGUCGACACGUUCCUUGGCUUCUGAUGUGCCAAAACAGAAUCUGUGUUUUAACGACAGUCUAAGGACUCUAGUACCUCCUUCCUCUGUCACCGCCUCCUUCCACUCCCUGCAUGCCCCCAGCUCACCCAUGCGGAUGGAGAGCCCGAACCAGCCUGUGCAUCUCCAGCAGAAGCAGCAAUCCGCCAGAGCCCCCAGCCCAAUGCAGCAGGACUCCAUCAAGACCAACUCCCAGUCCACCUACGCCUUCCCAGACUCUGCCACUGACAGCCCACAGCCCUCUCCCUUCAACACCCAGGGUCCUCUGUGCCUGUCGCCCUCUUUCCAGAUGUCCACUCUCAGUCUUCCCGGCCAGGCGCCUUCACCCCUGCAGAGCCCCAUCUUGAAUGAGGUGGGCACUGCCAGACUAGAGGAAGACGAAGAGGGCAGGAGGAAGAGAUAUCCCACCGACAAAGCCUACUUCAUUGCUAAAGAGAUUCUGACAACAGAGCGGACUUACCUGAAGGAUCUGGAGGUCAUCACAGUGUGGUUCCGGAGUGCAGUGAUUAAAGAAAACGCAAUGCCUGAGGGUCUCAUGACCCUCCUGUUCUCCAACAUUGACCCCAUCUAUGAGUUCCACAGAGGCUUUCUCAAAGAGAUUGACCAAAGGCUGGCUCUCUGGGAGGGGCGCUCUAACGCUCAUGUAAAAGGAGAUUACCAACGAAUUGGAGAUGUUAUGCUGCACAACAUGUGUGCUCUGAAGGAGUUCACAGGCUAUCUGCAGAAGCAUGAUGAGGUGUUAACAGAGCUUGAGAAAUCCACAAAGCGUGUGAAGAAGUUGGAGACGGUGUAUAAGGAGUUUGAGCUGCAGAAGGUGUGCUACCUGCCCCUCAACACCUUCCUGCUGAAGCCCAUCCAGAGGCUCAUGCACUACAAACUCAUCCUGGAGCGUCUGUGUAAGCAUUACGCCCCCCAGCACAGAGACUACGAUGACUGCAAAGAGGCUCUGAAAGAAGUUGCAGAGAUUGCUGCUCAGCUGCAGAGCAGUCUGAUUCGACUGGAGAACUUUCAGAAGCUGACAGAACUGCAGAGGGAUCUGAUUGGCAUUGAGAACCUUACGGCUCCGGGAAGAGAAUUUAUCAGGGAGGGUUGCCUCUACAAGCUCACCAAAAAGGGUCUGCAGCAGAGGAUGUUUUUUCUCUUUUCAGACAUGCUGCUGUACACAAGCAAAGGGGUGACUGCAACCAAUCAGUUCAAAGUUCAUGGACAGCUUCCUCUGCAUGGGAUGAUUGUGGAGGAGAGUGAGAAUGAGUGGUCUGUUCCUCACUGCUUCACCAUAUAUUCUGCUCAGAGGACCAUUGUGGUGGCAGCUAGCUCCAAAGUAGAGAUGAACAAAUGGAUUGAAGAUCUGAACAUGGCUAUUGACAUGUCAAAGAAAUGUCAGGAGAAAUCAGAUCUUCUGUUGGACCCAAGCCUGUGUGAUCGCUCCAACAGAUCAUCAGAUGAAGUGUCUCUGGAGCAGGAGUCAGAGGAUGACAUGAACUCUUCCCGCUGCUCUCUGGAAAAGCAGAGCCACCACAGGGCCAACACCACCAUGCAUGUGUGCUGGCACCGCAACACCAGCGUCUCUAUGUCUGACCACAGCCUAGCCGUGGAGAACCAGCUGUCUGGUUACCUCCUGAGGAAGUUCAAGAACAGCAACGGCUGGCAGAAACUCUGGGUCGUCUUCACCAACUUCUGCCUGUUCUUCUAUAAGACACACCAGGAUGACUUCCCCCUGGCCAGUCUGCCGUUGCUAGGUUACACAGUCAGCACCCCGGGAGAAUCGGAUAGCAUCCAUAAGGAGUACGUCUUCAAGCUGCAGUUCAAAUCCCACGUUUACUUCUUCAGGGCAGAGAGCGAGUAUACAUUUGAAAGAUGGAUGGAGGUGAUCAAAAGUGCAGCGAGCUCCGCGGGACGCAUGAGUCUGCUUGUACCCAAAGGCCCAGCAGAGAUGAACGGGGGAAGCUGAGUGUGUCAGACUGAUCUCCUGGAGCUGAGGGCUGGGCCCACUGUCUGCCAGGCCCAAACACACCAUCAUCAUUUUAUCCUUUCUGAUUUGUGGCUCUGAGAAGCAUCAUCAUAAUAACUUGAUUCUUGACUGUUAGUGCUCUGCUUGCUGGGAGUUUGAGCUGCUUAUUGAAACCUCGGAUUGAAGAAGUUGGUCGGAAAGUAAGCGCUCUGUAAUUCUCUUCUCUAAAUCUUUUCUUCUUGUUUUCUUGCUAAUGAAACAAAAAGUGGGCGUCUUGCUUUUCUAGAACCACAUUAGACUGAAAGAAUUCUUAUAGAAACACAUUAGACUGAAUUAAGUUAUGUUUGUGUUUAUCUUGCUAAGGUUACACUUACUGCUGUAUUUAGGUUUUAAGGUCUUUGCUAAGAUCUGUCAUUAGGAUGAUAUUUAAUGACUCUUGUUACUCCAGUUUAUUCAGUAGAAAUCUAGUCCCACAGGACUACAAAAAUGCUUUCCACAACCUGACUGAAUACUACUGAAUGGAGUGUUGACAAACAGAGAGUUUGUAUUAAGUCCAGCUGGUGCAGUAAGUGAGAUGAAGGACUAGUGCUGAUUUAGAAACAAUGUACCUUGGGUCAGAGAGCACGUUUUCAGGGCGUAGCUCAGAAACUGGAGUUCUAUGAUCGAGCGCCUUGGCACUUUUAAAGGGCUGAUGGUGAGAUGUUUGUACAGGAAGGAACCGGAGAGGAAUAGAAAUGUUAUUUUGAUGAUGAGGCAGCUGAAUUGGCUUGUACAGUAUGUGCUGUCCUCUUCCAGCGUCGGUUAAAGCAUGUCUUGAAGGUCAUUAUUAAGCAGCUGUUACUAUUUAGGGGAUUUUUAAGUUCUGAUCCGUUGGUUUUUGAUCUGACAGCAUUGAUUUUCUUUAAAUCUGAAAACUAAUCAGAUAUUUAUUUUAAAGUGAAGACUGACCAAAAAAUAUUCACUAACCAAACUAAGUGUAAUGUUUUAAAUGAUGUAUUCACAAAUGUUUUGAUUUUUGGGAUACUUGACAGAUAAUAAGCUCAAGUCUACACUAACCCCGUUAUGGGAGAAGAAGGUCAUCCACAGUGCAAUACUGCACUUUACUUUCAGUUUCUGCCCUCUACACACACGGAAGAGAAAAUGGUUCUGGUCAAGUUCAAGUUUAGUCAAAGUUGAAGUUAAAAUGACAACAAUGCAAGAUGUUCUCGGGCGGCCGCUAAAUCCUAAAAUUUAAACUGGGAUCAACGGCUUAAAACUGCCUGUUCCCCUUUUAUUAUAUUGUAUAUGUGACUCUUUUUUUUUUUUUAAAAGCAUAUUAAUAAUUAAUUUACAAGUUCUUUCCCUAUGAUCUAUUGAUAAACAAACUUUUUUUCCUUUUCUUUUUUACUACCAAUAUUUUUUGCUAGGCAUAUCUCACUAUAUAUAU
Molecule: messenger RNA, 4749 nt
Organism: Cyprinus carpio (common carp)
Lineage: Eukaryota; Metazoa; Chordata; Actinopteri; Cypriniformes; Cyprinidae
Gene: farp2
Product: FERM, RhoGEF and pleckstrin domain protein 2
Exons: 27
Coding region: 195-3323 (1042 amino acids)
Cellular component (GO): cytoskeleton
Molecular function (GO): guanyl-nucleotide exchange factor activity
Source: RefSeq, a predicted model, not a curated record